UAGCCCUCAUGUAUUUCUCACGCUCCUCAACAAAUGCCUGGAACAAAGCUACUUCCCAAAGGCCUGGAAGGAAGCUACCGUGGUGGUGUUGCGGAAGCCGGGUAAAGACUCAUACACAAACCACAAGUCGUAUAGACCAAUCGGUUUGCUCUCAAUACUGGGCAAAAUAUACGAAAAAAUGCUGAUGUCACGCGUGAAAUACCAUCUGAUCCCAAGGACAAGUACAAGGCAGUUCGGGUUCAUGCCACAAAGGAGCACCGAGGACUCCCUCUAUACCAUGAUGCAACAUAUUUCUAACAAACUAAAGGAAAAGAAAAUAGUAACGUUGGUGUCAUUAGAUAUAGAGGGAGCCUUUGAUUGCGCCUGGUGGCCUGCCAUCAGAGUCCGAUUAGCCCAGGAAAACUGUCCACUGAACCUGCGGAAAGUACUAGACAGCUAUCUCACGGAUAGAAAAGUCCGAGUGAGAUACGCAGGGGAAGAGCACAGCGUGAAUACCAGCAAAGGCUGUGUGCAGGGCUCAAUCGGUGGUCCUGUGCUGUGGAACCUCUUGUUGGACCCACUCCUGAAGAGUCUGGACACCCAAAAAGUGUACUGUCAGGCAUUCGCAGACGAUGUUGUCCUUGUUUUCGACGGAGACACGGCGUUAGAAAUUGAAAACCGGGCCAAUGCGGCUCUCGAACAUGUUCAGAAAUGGGGUAUCAGUAACAAACUGAAGUUCGCACCACAGAAAACUAAAGCUAUGAUUAUCACAAGGAGAUUGAAAUAUGAUAUCCCACGGCUGAACAUGGGCGGGACAGUCAUUCCCAUGUCAGAUGACAUUAAGAUUCUAGGGGUAACCGUCGACAACAAGUUGACAUUUAAUGCGCACGUCUCGAAUGUUUGCAGAAGGGCGAUUGAGGUGUAUAAACAACUGGCCAGAGCAGCCAAGGCCAGUUGGGGUCUACACCCCGAGGUCAUUAAAUUAAUAUAUACCGCCACCAUAGAGCCCAUAGUCUUGUACGCCGCCAGUGUAUGGGCGCCGGCAGUCGCCAAAUUGGGCGUAAUUAAACAACUAGCCGCUGUGCAGAGGGGAAUUGCACAAAAGGUGUGCAAAGCGUAUCGCACCGUAUCUCUCAAUUCAGCUUUGAUCCUGGCGGGUAUGCUCCCCCUAGACCUCCGAGUUCGUGAGGCGGCCUCAUUAUACGAAGCCAAGAAGGGACAACUGCUGCCGGGACUGGCUGACGCGGAGAUAGAACAAAUGACGCCUUUUGCAGAGAUGCCACACCCCGUGGAACGUGCGGAUCUACGGAUAGUCUGCUUGGAGGACCAAGAACAAGUCGACGGUAACAGCGACUUCAACGAGUGUAUUUUUACAGAUGGUAGUAAAAUCGGAGGCAAAGUGGGAGCCGCGCUGUCGAUUUGGAAAGGGGACACCGAGACUAAGACCCGCAAACUUGCCCUAUCAAACUACUGCACGGUGUACCAGGCAGAGCUGCUGGCGCUGUGUGUGGCGACGUCGGAAGUCAGGAAGAGUGGAAGCAAAUCUUUUGGAGUCUAUAGCGAUUCCAUGUCGGCCCUCCAAACCGUAGCAAAUUAUGAUAGCCCCCAUCCACUGGCAGUCGAAGCAAGACAAAAUAUUAAAGACUCGUUACUCCAAGACAAGACUGUCACCUUGCAUUGGAUAAAAGCUCACGCAGGGCUGAAGGGUAAUGAGAGAGCCGACGGACUUGCAAAGGAAGCCGCUGAAAACUCCAGAAAAAGACCAGACUACGAUCGCUGCCCGAUCUCAUUCGUCAAGCGAAGCCUACGAAUGACCACGCUUGAGGAAUGGAACCGGCGCUAUACAACUGGCGAGACGGCAUCCGUCACCAAGUUGUUUUUCCCAGAUGCACUGGUGGCGUACGGGAUAGUGAAAAAGAUUGAGCCCAGCAACAUACUCACGCAAAUCAUGACGGGGCAUGGCGGGUUCUCGGAAUACUUAUGUCGAUUUAAGUGUAAAGAGAGCCCGUCAUGCAUCUGCGACCCAACAAUGAAAGAAACUGUUCCUCAUGUAUUAGUGGAGUGUCCCAUCUUUGCACGGGCUAGAUACGAUAUCGAGCAAAAGUUGAACGUGAAAGUUAGACUCGACACAUUGCAUGAAAUAAUAGUAGACACGAAUAGAAAACAGUUCUUGAAAUACUGCAUAGAUAUUAUAGAAAUACCGCCAUCUACAUACUCGUGUAGGAAGAACGGCGGUUGCUGCUCAUCCGGGACGGACUUCAGACCGGCAGACUACCACCCUGGGGGACAGGUGUUCCGGAACAGUGCCGCACCACCGCGCGCGCGCACCCGAAAAGCACAGGCGCGGUGCUCUGUCAACAGGGAGGUGCCAUCCAGAAACCACGCCCUGAGCAUACCCUUCCUCACCGACUAG
Messenger RNA from Bombyx mandarina (wild silkworm), 2392 nucleotides. RefSeq lists its product as uncharacterized. Lineage: Eukaryota; Metazoa; Arthropoda; Insecta; Lepidoptera; Bombycidae. The record is from RefSeq and is a predicted model, not a curated record.